Molecule: messenger RNA, 2935 nt
Organism: Salmo salar (Atlantic salmon)
Lineage: Eukaryota; Metazoa; Chordata; Actinopteri; Salmoniformes; Salmonidae
Product: pyruvate kinase PKM
Biological process (GO): glycolytic process
Molecular function (GO): magnesium ion binding; pyruvate kinase activity; potassium ion binding
Source: RefSeq, a predicted model, not a curated record
GGGUUUGAAGGUCUCAUGUAUAGCCGCAGUAUCAGGGCACGCAGCCUGCUCCAUGGAUGCAGCAGCCUGGACUGUGUGUCCUGCAGCACGUUAUCUUCGCUGAAGAGAAGAGGAUUUAUUCCUGAGCUGUGCGUAGGCAGGCGAGUCACACUCCCGGGAGUUCCUGCUUGUCCGGUUAGCUCUGCUGCUGUUCCUGCUGCGCUCUGUGGGGACCGGGGGUCACACAGACUGGGGAUCCUCUCGAGGUCUGUAGCAGCUACGUUCUUGUACGUCCCCAGGAGGAACAGAAAGGUCAACUGGACUUCUUCAAAUUCUGCCAUCAUGCCCGGUUCAAAGUCUCAAGACAUGGGCUCUGCCUUCGUCCAGACGCAGCAGCUCGGCGCUGCCAUGGCCGAUACCUUCCUGGAGCACAUGUGCCUGCUGGACAUUGACUCUGAGCCCACCACCGCCCGCAACACUGGCAUCAUCUGCACUAUUGGGCCAGCCUCCCGCUCUGUGGACAUGCUGAAGGAGAUGAUCAAGUCUGGGAUGAACAUCGCUCGCAUGAACUUCUCCCAUGGAUCUCACGAGUACCACUGUGAGACUAUUAAGAAUGUGCGUGAGGCCUGUGAGAGCUUUGAGCCUGGCAGCAUCCACUACCGCCCUGUGGCCAUCGCUCUGGACACCAAGGGACCUGAGAUCAGGACUGGACUUAUCAAGGGAAGUGGUACAUCUGAGGUGGAGCUGAAGAAGGGCAACAUGAUCAAGUUGACCCUGGAUGAUGCCUACCAGGAGAACUGUGAUGAAGACAAUCUGUGGCUGGACUACAAGAACAUCACCAGGGUGGUGGAGCAGGGCAGCAAGAUCUACAUCGACGAUGGACUCGUGUCCCUCCAGGUCAAGGAAAUUGGUGGUGACUACCUGAUGUGUGAGAUUGAGAAUGGAGGGACCCUGGGCAGUAAGAAGGGUGUGAACCUGCCUGGUGCUGCUGUGGACCUGCCUGCUGUCUCUGAGAAAGACAUCUCUGACCUGACCUUCGGCGUGGAGCAAGGAGUGGACAUGGUGUUUGCAUCUUUCAUCCGUAAAGCAGCCGACGUGCACGCUGUCAGGAAGGUGCUGGGAGAGAAGGGCAAGAACAUCAAGAUCAUCAGCAAGCUGGAGAACCACGAGGGAGUGCGCAGGUUUGAUGAAAUCAUGGAAGCCAGUGAUGGCAUCAUGGUUGCCCGUGGAGACCUGGGAAUUGAGAUCCCCACAGAGAAGGUGUUCCUGGCCCAGAAGAUGAUGAUUGGCCGCUGCAACAGAGCCGGCAAGCCAAUCACCUGCGCCACACAGAUGUUAGAGAGCAUGAUCAAGAAGCCCAGGCCCACCCGUGCAGAGGGCAGUGAUGUGGCCAAUGCCGUGCUGGAUGGAGCUGACUGCAUCAUGCUGAGUGGAGAGACCGCCAAGGGAGACUACCCCCUGGAGGCUGUCCGCACACAGCACAUGAUUGCUCGGGAGGCUGAGGCAGCCACCUUUCACAGACAACUGUUUGAGGAGCUGCGACGCACCGCCCACCUGACCCGGGACCCCUCUGAGGCCGUGGCCUGUGGCGCAGUGGAGUCCUCAUUCAAGUGCUGUGCUAGCGCCCUCGUCGUACUCACAAAGACCGGCAGGUCAGCCCACCUGAUCUCCAGGUACAGGCCCCGCGCCCCCAUCAUUGCUGUGACCCGUAACGGCCAGACCGCCCGCCAGGCACACCUGUAUCGCGGGAUCUUCCCCGUCUUCUACAACAAGCCUGCCCACGACGUCUGGGCCGAGGACGUCGACCUCAGGGUCAACUUCGCCAUGGAAAUGGGCAAGGAGCGAGGGUUCUUCAAGGAGGGAGAUGUGGUGAUCGUCCUGACCGGUUGGCGCCCAGGCUCUGGCUAUACCAACACCAUGCGUGUGGUCGUGGUUCCUUGAAUUAUGACUACCCUUCUCACCCCUCCACUGUCUACCCCUUGUCCCUCUGCUCACCGCUCCCUGUCCCAACACCAGGGCUCAGACAGACUUGUACAGCCCACAACAAACACCUGGCCUCUUCUUCCUCCCCCAAGAACAGGCCAGUGGUGGUGACUCGACCAAUAGGAAAUCUCCCCACUACAAUCCACUCCUCUCCAGGGUUCCCCUCACGUAGGUGUGCUCUGUUCGCCCCAGUCUCCAGGGUAUCUGUACGCGCCCACCAGAAACGGCUGUAUUUAUUCACAAACAAAACCAUGUAUGACUUUUGAAAGGCAGGCGGGACACACCUUAAGAGAGCAUGCUAUACUGUAACUUGUAAAAAAAAAUAAAAAAACACUCCAAAUCCUAUAACACGAACAAAAUGGUGGCAACCCGACAUGAACAGCUCUUCUUAAAGGCCCUGUCACAGUUAAACUCUUCCCCCAAACAUAGCCCCUUGUUGUGCUGUCUGUAUUUACAUUGUAUUCUGUAUACUUUCUCUGCACUCCCAAUCUACUGUAGACAAUGUUACAUUCUGUAUUAUACUUUUGUGAAAGGUGAAUUUAGAUUCUGGGCAUCCAAUACUACGUAUAUUUUGUCUAACCAUAGAGGAAUCCUAUAAUAGUUUGACAAGUUACUUUUUUUUGUGUGAAGUAUUCUUAGAAACCUUACAUUUUUGUAUUUUGGUCAUAACUAAGUUGGCAAUUAAGAACCACUGUAUGUAUGUAUGUAAGCUGCUACAUGGUUCUCAAAUGAAUGAUGUAUGAAUUCAGUACUUUGAGGGUCUUUCAGAGGGCACUGUGGGGGGGGAUAAAGGAAUGAGUUAGACCCCCCCCAACCUCUUCUUUCGUCUUGCUCCUGUCUGUCGGUGACCUAGUGUGUGUGUGUCUAAAUGUCCAACUGCUUCUUUGUGUGUGAGGGUAGGGUGUAACAUGUUAACUGGUGUAAUGAGUUGUCCUUCACCACUGGAUUUCAAUCAUUAAAAGAGAUGAGCACC